This is a messenger RNA of Blepharisma stoltei, 2509 nucleotides long. NCBI's taxonomy places the organism in Eukaryota, Ciliophora, Heterotrichea, Heterotrichida, Blepharismidae. The record is from the annotation of a GenBank genome assembly.
AUGGAAGAUAGAUAUGAACUUGCAGUGCUAAAGCCUCCAGAAAAUACCUAUUUUCUCUGGGUGAAGUUUUUAUCCGAGCCUUAUCGCCGCGAGCAUGUAUGGUUAACAUAGAUAAAUGACUGCCCAAAAGAGCUAUUUGCAAGUGCCUUAUAUCACACCCAUCCCAACGGAGCAAUCAAUCCCAACACAAAAAAGCUUAAAGUGUUAGAAGAAAUUAUUACUGACCUUUUGGUCCACAGCUCUACAGACUUAUUAGAAGAAUUCGAAUCCCAAGAGCUUCCUUUGGAAUACAAAAUCAAUUUGAUGAAAAAAGCAAGGGAUAAAGGGGACAAUAUCCUUUAUUAUCGAUUUGUGAUUAGGACUUUGAUCACUGAUUACAAGUUUGCUAGAGAAGUGCUGCAUUUAGAUAGAGAUGAAGAGUUAGAAGCAAUCCACCACCUUUCGAAAGUCCGCACUACAAACCCACAAAUUUUAUAUGAGUUGGGCUUGUGAAAAGCUUUACUCCUCCUCUGUCUUUAAAUUAGAGCAAAAAUUUCUGUUCCAAUUAAAAGAGGAUUUAAUUUUAUUUUAAAAAAAUAAAUAAAUUUUCACAAUAUCUUUUUAUAAAUAUUUUAAAAAAAUAAAAUUCAUAUUGAAUGCAAUAUUUUUUAAUUUUAAUAGAUUUUUAUGAAGAAUUUUCAUUCAAAAAAUUAGGUAUUCAAAAUGCUAACUGUUUGCAUAGCAUUUUUGAAUCGCUCAUUAAAUAAGAUUAAAGCUAUUUAUGCAAAAACUAGGAUUUUCACCAUAAAAUUAAAAUUUUGUUCCAAUUUAAAAGGGAUUAAUUUAUUCAAAAAAUGUCAAUUUUAACAAUAUUUUGUUCUAAUUUAAAGGUGAGAGAAGUUAGAAGAAAAUUAUGCAGAAGCAGCAUAUGCCUUUCAGUAUUAAUUUAGAAAAUGUUAUUUUAUAAUAAUAAUAAAAUCUUAAUAAAUGUAAUCCAAUAUACCAUUUUACUGAACUAUAUAAGAGCCUUCCUGCAGAUUAUGUGCCAACAGCGAAUCCCAAUAAAAUCACCACUCUAACUGUUGACAAGCUAAAAGGGUAUCUUGGAAUCAUCCCUGAAACGAUGGAAAUAGAAAAAGACGAGUCUUAUGCAAGAGAGCUAUUUCAUUACAGUAGAGAGCUAGAAGGCAAAAGAAGAGUACAAAGAGACCAACAAGAGUAAAAGUAACAUAGAAAUAUUCAAGUAGAUUUAGAACAGAUGGCCCAAAACAUAGACAUCAUAAAAUCAAAAAUUGAAGUCGAUAAUCUAACAGAACAGUUUGCUGUAGCCAGAAAGUACUUAAAAUAUGCUCUAUUUGAAAAUAAAGGAUACAGCUCUUUGUCAAGGAAAAUAUUUGAAGAUGUUUUAAGCAGAAUUACAGAGUCUGAGCUUUACUUGUGAACAGAUUGUGUGUAUUAUUGUGCAGUCAUAACUCCAUUAGAAGAGUCCCCUCCAGAAAAAUACUUCGACACAUUAAAAGAAAUUAUUGAAAAAUUCGGCCCACCAAAUUUGAAGCAAUGGACAUAUAUUUUAGCACUGAUAUUGCAAUCUCCUUACCUUGGAAGUUUCUCUACAAGAGUUAAAUCAUUGCUCUCUGAAGAGUUACUGAAUGUGCUUAAUUUCGUUGAAAAAGUUCAAGUCUUGAUAGCCCAACCCGAGCCUUGCUCGAGUGACUUUUUAUCAGACGUUUAUUUGAAUUUUUUAGAUGUCAUAGAAAAAAUUGAUAUAAAAAUCCUGAUAAUUUUUGUAGAAAGCAUUCAAAUUCCGCUUGUUGUUAAACAAAUUUCAAGAUGGCUGUUUACUGCUGUUAGAGUUCUUAAAUUUAUCCAUAAAGAGCGGCAGACUGAAGCAGACCAGCUUUAUUCAUAUUUUGAGCUUAUUAGCUUUGAAAAUGACUUUAUGAUUGAUGUCCCUACUGAUAUUGAUUAUAAGAUGUAAGAAUUAUAUAGAAAAACAGGAGUUCACGACUUCUCAAAACUGACAAGGCUAACAAAGGUCGCAAUUGGUAAAACAAAGAAAUUAAGCCCCGGAGGAUACAAUGAUUAUUUUUCAGGGAAUAUGUUUUUAUUAGAAGAAAAGUUCCAUUUGGCUGUGAAAGAUUAUUUAAAAGCUGCCAGAGUGAUUGAGUAUCCGAAGUUCUAUAAAAGACUCGCAUAUUCAGUUAUGAAAGUGGGUGCUCUUCUAGAAGGGAUUAUUUUAUAUCAAUUAACAGACCCAGACUUUUCUGCUUCAAAAGUUAAACCUAUUUUGCAGACCGUUCCUCUCCAAAAAUUCCUCCUUCCAUUUAUAUGCGAUGUUGAGUUGUUAGAAUUGAUGAUAGAACAAAACCGAAAUAGAGAUGAAAUCGUUGAAGAUUUAUCAAAAUUAAUUGAUUCCCCAGAAAGGCAUCAGUCUGGAAAUGGCUCGAGGAUGAAAAAAAUUCUUCUUGACCAAUUUUUGGAUCUUCUGCAUUUCACAGCCCAAAACUUUCGAAAAAAUAAACAAGAAUAA